CACCCCACCUCCUGUCCCGACUCGGGCGGAGCUCUCGCAUGCAUCUCCCGUUUUCUGGAGGAUGGCGAGAAGGUGUCCUCGGCCAGUCUGUCCUUCUGUUGCUCUUUUGUAUGUGUGUGUAUGUGUUCUGGUCUUGCUAUCAACUUGUGCGACCGGCCUUGACAAUACCCCGUUUCAUUUGUCCUUGUAGCAACAAUUAGAAUAAAAAAUACAGUGGUGCCACGUAUUCCCGCUUUCUUCGUUUUCAGGCCGAGUCGCCGUUUUCUUGCGCAACAUGAAAGUAGACGAUUCAUAUGUCCGGCAUAUAAAGGAAGGCGUCACUUGUGUAAUAAUUCAAUUUGCAGCAAGUGAUGGAGGCUGUGUGUGUGUGCGCGCCUGAGCGCGUCAUUGAGACUUGGCUCCGGUGUUAAAGAGGCGAGCUCAUCUCGACCAAGUGGGGGGAACGAGGAAGUGCUUCUGUGGCCAGACGAGCAUUUACUUCCUGGAAGCUUUUCAGGAUGGAGACCGAGGUUGCCUGCCAAUUCUCCUCCACUUCCACCCCCCCCCCACCACCCCUCCGCCCCCAAUUCAACUUGGUACCAUGCAGACGUCGUGUUGGACGACGGCAGAUGUCUCCUGACGAUCCAUCCGAAAAAGAGGAAGAGGAGAAAGAUAGUGACACUUGAUGAGAAGAAGAAGGGGAUCGUCACAUCAACAACCGAGAGUGUCGAUGAGUGCAGGAGGGUCCCCAGGGACCCGCCGAGCACGUGGUCCGCACUGCCAUGAGACGUCAGCGGCAGAUGGCACCAUCGCCGCCAUGCAUACCGGCUGCUGGCACCAGUGGCAGACAGUCCUGCAAGAAGACGACGACGAGGAGGAGGAGGAGGAGCAGAGGAGGAGAGUGUGGAGGGCUCAGUGUGCUCUUGUCAUUAUUGUUGUCAUCUUUUUAGGGGGUGCGGGAGCGAGAGGUUUGGGAGCAUGAAGGCUGCGCGUUGACCCCCCCUCCCUGCAUGCGGGAACUAUGUUGACUCUGCCAUUCGACGACGCGCACGCGAUGUGUGAGCCCCGCUUCGGCGCCGGUUACCCACGCGGAGGUGCCUCCGAGGACCGAGCCUCCCCUCGCCCUCCCCACCACCUCCACGAUGACGACGACGAGGACGACGACGAGCCUUGCAGGUCCGCCGGGGACGACGCCGCCUCCUCGGACAGGGACUACGAGCAGGACGACGGUGGCCUCCUGCUGCACAAGAAGCGCGGGCCCCGGAAGAAGAAGGCCACGAAGGAGCCCCACGACCGCUCCAGGAUGCGGCGUCAGGAGGCCAACGCCCGGGAGAGGAGCCGCAUGCACGGCCUCAACGCAGCCUUGGAGAGCCUCCGCAAAGUGGUGCCUUGCUACUCCAAAACGCAAAAGCUCUCCAAAAUCGAGACCCUGCGCCUGGCCAAGAACUACAUCUGGGCUUUGUCCGAGACCCUCAGCGCCGGCAAGAGACCCGACCUGCUGGCCUUUGUGCAGACCCUCUGCAAAGGAUUAUCGCAGCCCACCACCAACCUGGUGGCGGGCUGUCUGCAGCUCAACGCCCGGAACUUCCUCACCGACCACAACGGGGAGGUGGUGUUCUCCGGGCGGCCUCCGUACGACCCGCUGUAUUCGUCGUCCGCCUACCCGGGCUCCGAGGCGUUUCCAAUAAUUAGAUGUGGCUGCGGCCCGUCGGACCCGGCCAAGCCGUUCCGCCACUACGGCUAUUCGGGCGCCUACGAGCCGUCCUACGCGUCCCCGGAGGCCGGCAGCCCGCACUUUGAGAGCCAGCUGAGUCCGCCCGUCAACCUCAACGGCAUUUUCGCCUUCAAGCAAGACGAGCCGCCGGACUACGGCAGGGGGGGACACCACUACGGGGUGCGCUACUGCAGCGCAACUGGACGCGCGGCCCUGGCGCACGGCUCCAUGUAUCGGGUGGCCCCGGAGGGCCGCUACCCGUACGACCUGCACGUCCGCGGCCAGUCCUUCCAAGCGCAGGGGGAUCUCAACGCCUCCUACCACAAUUAACAUGCACAAACUCUCAUUUUUACAUCCACAAACAAAAAUGCUUCUUCUCAUUCCCCUCAGAUAAACUCCGUCAAAAGUCUGCGCUUGGACGCCGAUGCGCAACAAACUCCAGGCACAAGUCAGUUAAAAAAAAAAAAAAAAGAACGGCCCAAACCAGACCGUCAUUCGGCGACGAGGCUUAUUUGUAUGGAUUUAAAUGUCAUUUGGGGGGCAUCGGAUUUUGAUGUAUUUGGAUCGAGCAAUAAAAUGGCAAAGAAGCUAUGCAACGCAAUCGGUCAAAAUGACAUCACAACGGUCAAAGCAUUUCAUCGAAUUUGUUCCCAUGGGAGUAUACAGAACAAUUCAAAAUAUGAGUGUGGAGUAAAUUGUGUUUUAAUCGGGUGAAUGUAAAUUAUUAUUAUUUAUUCGAACAUAUUUAUUGACAGCCAUGGAUAAGAGGGUCUAUGAUAGAAUUAUUGUACAUUUCAAAACAGCGUUAUGUGAAAGAUUUUGUUAUGUUGUCAUUUAUUGGCUUGAGAGGGGGGUUAUUAUAAUUAUUAUUAUUCUUGUCAUGUGUCACAUGCCUUAAAAAGGGACCACCAUUAAUAUGCAAUGCACAUGUUUUAUUUUUGGGGGGGGGGGGGGUUGAACUUUUUACGCACUAUGUCAAAAACAAAUUUUUUUGGGGGGUUGGCUAAAUUGUGCCAACUCGUUAUGGAUCGAAAUCUUCGUCAUGUUCGUGUUCUGUGAUGAGCUUGUGUCAUUGAUCACAGUUGAAUUAAUAAAUGAAUUAUAGAAGGGAAA
Molecule: messenger RNA, 2806 nt
Organism: Hippocampus comes (tiger tail seahorse)
Lineage: Eukaryota; Metazoa; Chordata; Actinopteri; Syngnathiformes; Syngnathidae
Gene: neurod6b
Product: neuronal differentiation 6b
Exons: 5
Coding region: 1001-2023 (340 amino acids)
Biological process (GO): positive regulation of transcription by RNA polymerase II; sensory organ development; axon development
Cellular component (GO): nucleus
Molecular function (GO): DNA-binding transcription factor activity, RNA polymerase II-specific; protein dimerization activity; E-box binding
Source: RefSeq, a predicted model, not a curated record